AUGUCUAUGAAGCGUGGUAGGAGGGCUGUAAGUGCUAGUUUAGAGCCUGAGAAUGAACGACCUGCCUGGCAGGUGUUUUGUGCUGAAGAUACGCUUGUACAAUGGCAUAAAUUGAAAAAUGUGGAGAGUUUAGUUUUAAGGGCAAGGGAACGUAUUGGUGAAGAUCUUUUCAAAACUUGGAGUUACCACGUAGUGAUUAGUUGGUUUUACAAAGUUUGUGACUCUUUUGUUACUGCCAAUUAUGCUGGUGACAUUGAAACUUUUAAGCCGUUUUGGAAAGAUGUCAAAUUCGAUGAAGAAUUACUGCUGCAGGAGUUGUCUGGUUUAGCUGGAGAGUUGACUCUGUGGGAAUCACUUAGAUGGCAUACCUUAAAAAAUGUAGCUAAUAGUAAGGGAGUUUCCUUAAAGGAUUGGAAUGAAUUGGCGCAACAUUAUCUGAAAGAUAGAGGUGACUAUAAAUUUGAAAAAUUGACAUUAGAGGAGCAGUUUCAGGAGGUAUAUGCGAUGAUAAGAGUUAUUGAAAGGAAGAAUCUACCAUUUAGAAAUUAUUUAUUAGCCAAUUUGGAACUAUUCGAAUCGGUAGCGUAUGAAGACGACGAUACCGGUCCCUUGUAUGCAUUGGCAAAUGUGGGGGUUUUAGUUCGUAAAUUAGUCAAACAAAGUCCUCAUGAGAUACAUAUACCGUUGAAACUAAAGAAUUGUACCGUUAGACUACCUCAUGGCCCUAAUGGAUUUGAAUUAGUUCAUUUGGAUUAUAGUGCGGAAAUCAAUAGAUAUUUACAAUCGGUGAAAGUGGAUUAUGAAUUGGUUACACAUAAUUGGGAACAAUUUGCACAAUGUGUAGAAUCAAAUCAAAUUGGUGAACCUUCACCUAAUGUGGAUUACGAAGAUUUGGUUAAUGUUUAUGUGGAACACCAGUUGUACUCUCGAAGGCUAUUACAACAGAGACAAAAGGAUCAUGACAUGGCAGAAUUGUUAACACGUAGGAAAAGAUCUUCAAGGUUGGUCGCUAGAGAGGAAGAAGUUCGUCGUAAAGAUUUAGAAAGUGAAUGGUUAGAUAGAUUGGAUUCUCGAGAUCAAUUUUUACGUGCCAGGAGCCGUUUGGUUAACAGAAAUGUCAAGAAGAUCAAAGAUUGGCUCUGGAGUCAACUGUGGUCAAAUUUCGAAAAAGAUUUAAGAAUUACUAGAGGAGAUCCAAUAUCAAAGGAAGAAGGAAGCGAAUUGACCGCAGACGAUCUUAAAGUAUUGGCACAAGGUACUCGAUAUGUCGAUUGGAUUUGUCCGGUAACUGAAACAGCUGCAGCUGUCUCUACGACUGGGACGGAUGAACACCCAUUAGAAUUACCUCUACAUUGUUGCGUAACGGAGGAAGAUGUGGAACGUGGUGCAGCUCAAGAAGUAGAUGAUCAGAGAUGGAUAUUUAAAUGUGUUGGGGAACCUGAUCUUGACAGUAUAUGGAUUGGGUCACCUGAAGAAGAGCAGGAACAUGCUGCAUUGUUUGCAGAAAAGGGAGGUUCACUUGUAUGUUGUGAAUCUUGUCUCAGAUGGCAACAUUGGGAAUGUCAAUCACAACGACUUUUAUUGUUAUUGGCUAGUUCUCAAGGCAGGGAUUCUCCCGUGACUGCUCGGGAUUUUGGCAUUGUACAACUGGGACACGCUUCUGUGCAGGCAAGCCGUAGAUCAAGUCGAAGAGCCGCCAUGUCUAAUGAUCAGACAACGACGAAUUCUGCAGAUUACAAUGUGGAACAGCAUUACCUAAGACCUACAGAUAAAAGAAAACCUCUAGGGGAAACUGGAGUAUUUAUAUGUGCAUGGUGUUGUUACGAACUGGAGAAACAAUUGAGAGAAACAUUUCCUGCAGAAUUAUCAGCUUUAAGAGCUAAGCAGAGGAAGAAUCGUGAAGAGCGUGAACGUCGUCGUCUAGCUGCUGUUAAUGCAGCAUCACGUACACCAGUCAAUGGGACGUUUUCUGCGGCUGCGACACCCGCACCGCUACCGACAACAGAGUCUUCCGCAACGCCUACGAUGUUUUCUGCCUUCAAUUCAUCCUUUGCGACAAACCCACAGCAAACUCCGAACAAUAUUAAUUCAUCCACUACUAAUGGAGCUGCACAAUUGUCAGACUCAACUGCAUCUGCCACACCGUCAGGAUCAACUACACCUGCAAUUCAAAGGCCUAAUGAGACCGGUCAGACCUUUCAAUAG
Messenger RNA from Zygosaccharomyces rouxii, 2205 nucleotides. RefSeq names its product Ioc2p (gene IOC2). The record is from RefSeq and is a predicted model, not a curated record. NCBI's taxonomy places the organism in Eukaryota, Fungi, Ascomycota, Saccharomycetes, Saccharomycetales, Saccharomycetaceae. The coding region runs from base 1 to 2205 and encodes 734 amino acids. The transcript has a single exon.